AUGACUCUUACUACCGUCUCGGGUGACCCAAUUACUAUCGGUAUUGGCACCGGCACCUCCAUCAAAGAUCUAAAGAGAGGGCAGCCAACCGCAGAAAACAAGGCGCGUAUUGUUGACAUCCUUAGGUAUGCACUUCUGAUCGGGUAUAACCAUAUCGACACCGCCGAAGUAUACACCACCCAACCAGAAGUCGGCACCGCCAUAGCUGGCUUCCAAAGAGAAAAGUUAUGGAUCACCACCAAAUACUCCGUCACCUCGUCGAUGAUCAAGAAAAAAAGCUUUACCCCCACCGACUUUGUCGAGCAAGCCCUAGACGAGAUGAACACUAACUACAUCGACUUGUUGUUAAUCCACUUUCCCCCAAAGCCAAACGACCCCUACACGAUACAAUCGUUGUGGCAAGAGUUUGUAUCAAUCAAGGCAACCGGAAAGGUGAGAUACAUUGGGGUGUCCAACUUUGACAUCCCCCAGCUAAACACCCUUCUUGAGAUAGGCACCCCCACCAUCAACCAGAUACAGUACUACCUCGGGUCAGACAAUUUGGAGGUCGUUGAGUUCUGCAAGAACCAUGGCAUACUCGUCGAAGCAUAUGGCCCGCUAACUCCACUCAGAAACCCCAACCCCAAAACAGACGCAUUGAUAGAGAAACUACAAAACGCCAACCACCUAACCAAGAGCCAGGCCUUGUUCCGUUACUUGCUCGACAACAAUAUCUUGCCAAUCACUACAUCGUUCAAGAAAGAACGCCUCAAAGAAGCAUUACAUAGCUAUACAUACUAA
Messenger RNA from Candida albicans SC5314, 780 nucleotides. RefSeq lists its product as uncharacterized. The transcript has a single exon. Gene Ontology annotation, cellular component: cytosol. The record is from RefSeq and is a predicted model, not a curated record. Gene Ontology annotation, molecular function: aldose reductase (NADPH) activity. Bases 1 to 780 code for a protein of 259 amino acids. NCBI's taxonomy places the organism in Eukaryota, Fungi, Ascomycota, Pichiomycetes, Serinales, Debaryomycetaceae.